GGCUGUUAAGACCAUCUCCAACGCGGGAUGUUCAGAGGUUCUUCCGUAGGCCCGAAGGUCUAUUUUGAAAUUUUGAAAAAAUUUGGGUUUAUUAUUCUGGAUGUACCGUCUCUUGUAGAGGAGAUCGAAGACCCCCUCUCAAGGGAGGAUCGUCAGUGACGUGGAGAGUUGUGGUUGGUUGAAUUUUUGGAGGAAAGAGUUUUAUUUUUUUCGGCGACAUUUCCUUUCUUUCACAGUCGGUUCACCGGCGAAAUUCUUUGCUGCUGAUUUUCUUUACCUAUACUACUGAUUUUCCAUCAAUACCCAAAAACUCUAUCGCUCUCGUUUUAUCUGGUUUCCGAGAGCUAAAGAGAAAAGGGUUUUCUUUUUUUCUUCUUUGGGUUUAAAGACUCAAAUGACAACGAACAUCGGGAUAAUGGAUCAUGCUUACUUCGUCGGAAGAAACGAGCUCCUUAUUUGGAUCAACGAUCGCCUUCAGCUCAAUCUCUCUCUCACGUCGAAGAGUUUAGUGGAAAAAGCCUUUGAGGAGAGUAAACAAAAUUUGCUAGAGAAGGAACCUCUUGUAUAUCUGUCCUUGGCUCUCGCCAAGUCAGGCAUGGCUGUUCCUGCAUCAACGAUCUUGAGGAAGCUUGCUGAGACAGAAGAGUAUCCUCAUGUGAGUGCUUGGUCAGCAGUGUUGGUGCAUAUGUCUCUUGCGGGAUCAGAAAGUUAUCUAUCUGCUGAGUUGGUUCUUGAGAUUGGUUACUCUUUUCUGAAUAACAGAGUUGAUCCACGGAAGAAGAGCAACGCACCUUUGCUCGCAUAUUAAUUAUGUUUUAUGUAAGACAAGUAGCAUCCAUUGUUGUUAAGAGCUCUCUCUUUAUAAUCUUUGGUUUGGUGUGAAUCAUUUGUAUUUGACUGUUGCUGUACAUCAAUCGUAAUUAUUUGCUUUCA
This is a messenger RNA of Eutrema salsugineum, 933 nucleotides long. Its product is annotated as pentatricopeptide repeat-containing protein At1g03100, mitochondrial-like. The transcript has 2 exons. The record is from RefSeq and is a predicted model, not a curated record. The coding region runs from base 395 to 808 and encodes 137 amino acids. Lineage: Eukaryota; Viridiplantae; Streptophyta; Magnoliopsida; Brassicales; Brassicaceae.